This is a messenger RNA of Linum trigynum, 2677 nucleotides long. The record is from the annotation of a GenBank genome assembly. Lineage: Eukaryota; Viridiplantae; Streptophyta; Magnoliopsida; Malpighiales; Linaceae.
GACUAAAUGGGCUGUGUGCUUCAGCUCUUUCCUCAGCUUUUUUGACCAACUGAAUGAAUUUGGACAUUUGGUGGAACUAUUGCAACUACAGUGACAAUCAUAAUAAUGGUAGGAACUUUGACUAAUUACAAAGUAAUACUGAUUUGAAGUAUCAAAGCUCCAGAUAUACAUAUAUCAUUGGCUCAUAUUAAGUCACAAUGCUCUCGAGUGCUCCCGGCGAAACCGUGGCUUCACCGCCGGCGCCCUUUCCAUCGGACAGACCUCCGGACACCGCCCCUGCGGAAGUGGCACCUCCGGUGUCAGACAUGAUCGUGGACUCAUCGCCUUCCUCUUCGGAAGGAAACCAGCUGGCGUCGAACCAAAAUGCAGACAAGGUCGUGCAACCUUUUUCAUAUGCCAAGGCGGUCAUAGGCCUACAAGAUAUACAGUCGACUCCGCCGUGUGCAACAACUUGGACCCCCGUGGGCGAGCACAACCUGAUUCGGGGGGUGAAGGACGGCGAACCAGCCUUGAGUAUCUCUCCACAAUUCAAACACAAGAUCUGUGCCCCAUGGCAGCGCUCCUUGGUGGUGCGAUUACUCGGAUCCAAAAUUGGAUUUAUGACACUCUGCUCCAGGCUUCGUGGGUUGUGGAAACCAACGGGAACGUUGGAGAUUCGGGACCUCGAUUACGAUUGCUUCUUGGUUAAGUUGGAUAAUGAACAAGACUACUUCCGGGCCUUGACAGAGGGACCAUGGAUGAUCUUCGACCACUACUUGGUGGUUCAGCAAUGGUCACCGAACUUCAAGGUGUCUGACCCGCUCCCGAGAACAAUGAUCGUUUGGGCGCAACUCCUAGUGCUUAAGAUCCAUUUUUAUCACAGGGAAGUCCUGACGACAUUGGGGAACUUAAUCGGUAGAACUAUCAAGCUGGACUACCACACAUUGAACCAAGAACGUGCAAAAUUCGCUCGCAUCGCGAUGGAGGUAGAUCUAUCGAAACAUCUCGUGCCUCGAAUUUGGUUAGAUGAUGCUUGGCAGAGAGUGGAGUACGAAAAUCUCCCUCAGGUAUGCUUUCACUGUGGAAAGAUUGGGCACACCGCUGACACUUGCCCACAGCUCCGACCAACGCUUCUGCCGCGGGUCAACUCUAGCCCCGACGGAGCCACGUCGGAAAUGUCACCGGGAAUACCGUCGGAGGAAAAUCCCGGCUUCGGACCUUGGAUGUUGGUCAGCCGAAAAUCAAGGUGUGGAUCUCGGGAUGUGCAGAAGAAAGGAAAUUCGGGGCCCGAAGUGGCGCAAUCAACCCAGGGAAAUCCGGCCAAAAAUGGAAAAGGGGGUGUGGUUAUCAGGGAAAGGGAAGAUUUGGUUCCCCAAUUGAUGAAACCUACUGGCAGCUCUUCUCAACAGGUGACUUCACAAGAAAAGAAAGGCAAUAAUGUGAAGAAAGGGAAUGAAGAAUCGAUAAAAGGAAAGGAGAAAUUGAAAGUGGAUACCAUGGCAGCCAAAGGGGUUUUGGGGCCAGGGCCGGGUCGCCAGCGGGCUUUUUCUUCUGGGCCGAAGACUGGGCACGGGACUGAUAAAGCAUCAUCCUCGGGCCAGCAAUCUGCAAGCACCGACCACCCGGUGCCAAGCCCAAGCCCAACGCCCUCUACCCAAACAACCGGAUCCCCAGCCCAGAUUGACACCUCCGGGCGCCAGACCCUCCCCUUCGCGAUACGCUCGACGACUGGUACUAACGGUACCGUUUUGCAGGUAGUGGAAUUUCAACAGUCUGAGGGAGAAGAGGGAAAAACGACGGAACGUGGGGAGCUAUCGACGGCCACCAGACUGAAGAAGAACAAGAAAACUUCAGACCGGGUCCGGAAAGGGUCGCCGGCCAAGAUGAUUCCGAUCCGGACCAUCCAGCGCUGGUCACCAAUGAAAGAAAAAAGGGCGAAGCCUAGAGCUCGCCUUGCCUCCCUAACCCUUCAAGAAAUCAGUGCCUGGACGUCUGAGAACGGGAAAGCUGCUGCAAUUUUGUCUCUGGAGCAAGAUAGAGCGGCAACAAUCCCUAAUCAGGAAGCGGCUCUUCCUCUGACGACUGCGGAGCAUGGCCAACCAAAUGAUCACUGAUCUCUCUUCAGUCUUCCUUUUUCUUUCUUUUACCUUGUUUAUCCUUAUGUCGACACAACCUAACAUCAAAAUCUUUUCUUGGAAUGUAGGUGGAGCAGGGAGCAGAGCCUUUAUACGGGCGCUCAAGCUUGCGAUUCUUCAGAAUCGACCUGAUUUUGUUAUCCUUCUGGAGCCCCAAAUCAGUGGUGACUCUGCUAGCUCCCUGUGUGAUAGAAUGGGCUUCCCCAAUUCUCUGAGAGUUGAGGCGACGGGCGGCAAGGGGGGAUUUGGAUUUUCUGGGAUGGGCACCGGUUCAACACUCAAAUCAUCUCAGCCUGCUCUCAACAUCUAUCCCUCCGUAUUUCUGAUAGCAAUCUGACCCCGUGGAUUUUAACAGCAGUUUAUGCCUCUCCUCGCUCUUAUCGGCAGCACAGCCUUUGGAACUCUCUUAUUGAUUUAAGCGGACGAAUUGAUAUCCCGUGGAUCCUAACCGGCGAUUUCAACGCCAUCCGCAGUUUGGAUGAGAAAGCCGGUCCCCCUGCGAGCAACUCUGCUCGGCGAUGUCGAGUUUUCAAUGACAGGAUCAAUCAAGCGGAGCUUGUCGA